Molecule: messenger RNA, 1031 nt
Organism: Leptinotarsa decemlineata (Colorado potato beetle)
Lineage: Eukaryota; Metazoa; Arthropoda; Insecta; Coleoptera; Chrysomelidae
Gene: Pka-R2
Product: cAMP-dependent protein kinase type II regulatory subunit
Biological process (GO): negative regulation of cAMP-dependent protein kinase activity
Cellular component (GO): cytosol; cAMP-dependent protein kinase complex
Molecular function (GO): cAMP binding; protein kinase A catalytic subunit binding; cAMP-dependent protein kinase inhibitor activity
Source: RefSeq, a predicted model, not a curated record
AACCUCCAGUAGCCCGGUUCUCUGGCAGGCGUAAAUCGGUAUUCGCUGAAACUUACGAUCCCGAGGAAGACGAAGACGAUGACGGUACGAAACUCGUGUUUCCGAAAUCUGACGAGCAACGGCAAAGAUUGGCUGAGGCAGUCAAGAAUAUACUGCUGUUUCGUUCUCUGGACAAGGAACAAAUGCAGGAGGUUCUCGAUGCCAUGUUCGAAAGAAAAGUGCAGAAAGACGAGUUGGUCAUCAAGCAGGGUGACGACGGAGACAACUUCUACGUCAUUCAAAAUGGCAUUUUUCAUGCCUUAGUUGCUUCCGAUCCUUCCGAGGAGCCAAAACAUAUCCACACAUACGAUAACAGUGGCAGCUUCGGAGAACUGGCUCUCCUCUACAAUAUGCCUCGUGCAGCCACAAUUAAGGCUUUCACCGAUGGUUCUUUAUGGGCCAUGGAUAGGCAGACUUUCAGAAGAAUUCUCUUGAAAUCUGCUUUCAAAAAGAGAAAGAUGUACGAAUCUUUAAUAGAAAGUGUUCCCAUGCUCAAAACACUCCAGCCAUAUGAACGGAUGAAUUUAGCAGACGCACUUCUUCCCAGGACUUUCCAAAAUGGCGAAAGGAUUAUCAAACAAGGUGAUGCAGCUGAAGGCAUGUAUUUCGUCGAACAGGGAGAAGUCAUCAUUAGCGUUCUAGAUGAUAGUGGUAAGGAAGUCGAAAUAAAUCGUAUCACUAAAGGUGGUUAUUUUGGAGAAUUGGCCCUUGUUACACACCGUCCAAGGGCUGCUUCCGCUUUUUGUGAUGGGGAAGUAAAGUGUGCAUUUUUGGACGUGGAAGCUUUCGAAAGGUUGUUGGGUCCAUGCAUGGAGAUAAUGAAGCGAAACAUUAAUGAUUAUGAAGAACAAAUGCUCAAGAUAUUUGGCUCAAAGAAUAACAUGAAGGAUAUUCGAUGAAGAGUAUUGGACAUGAACUUCCCCUGACAAUAGCCCACUCCCUUCCUGUUUGUACUAAUUCUCAAAAAUAAUAUUACAUGUUAGAUAAGUGAA